This is a messenger RNA of Hypanus sabinus (Atlantic stingray), 2507 nucleotides long. It is a transcript of the gene fbxo31, whose product is annotated as F-box protein 31. Gene Ontology annotation, molecular function: protein binding. The record is from RefSeq and is a predicted model, not a curated record. The coding region runs from base 22 to 1572 and encodes 516 amino acids. NCBI's taxonomy places the organism in Eukaryota, Metazoa, Chordata, Chondrichthyes, Myliobatiformes, Dasyatidae. The transcript is spliced from 10 exons.
CGCUCCCGAGACAGUGCCGGGAUGGAGCAGAGGGCGGCGGUGGGCCCCGGAUCGGUAGCGGCGACUUCGGACUCCCGGUCCUCGGCUCCGGGCGCAGGGCCGCCGCGCAACGUGCUGGAUCUACCGCCUGAGCUGUUGGUGGAGAUCUUCUGCUUCUUGCCCGGGGUCAGUCUGCCCGGCCUGGCCGCCGCCUGCAAGAAAUUCCACCAGAUCCUCAGCACCGACACCAUCUGGAGAAGGCGGUGCCGCGCAGAAUAUGGAGUUUCGGAAAAUCAACGGCAACUGGAGACAGUGGGGAUCGCUUGCCGUGACUUGUACAUUAAACGUGUUGAUCCGCGGCUCAAAUCGCCAAGGUUCGUCAAGUUGCUUCCUGACUGUGUGAAGGUGGAUCACCGGAAUGUGUACACUCACUUGCUGCAUCCGUACCGGAAUAUCCUGGGCUUGUGGCAGCCAGACAUUGGACCAUAUGGAGGGCUACUCAAUGUCCUUGUCGAUGGGUUGUUUAUCAUUGGAUGGAUGUACUUGCCUCCUCAUGAUCCCCAUGUCAAUGAUGUCAUGCGUUGUAAGCCCUUGUUUCGAAUUCACCUCUGGGAAAAGAACAAGGCGCAAGUGGAAUGUAUGUAUGGUCACAAAGGCUCUCACAAGGGAGACAUACAGAUAGUGAAGAAAGAUGAGUUUUCUACCAAGUGUGAUCAGACAGAUUUUCACCGGAUGUCUGGAGGGAGGCAGGAGGAAUUCCGGACCUGGUUGGCAGAGGAGUGGGGUCGGACCCUGGAGGAUAUCUUUCAUGAGCAUAUGCAGGAGCUGAUCUUGAUGAAAUUUAUCUACACCAGUCAGUACGAUAACUGUCUGACAUAUCGUAGGAUCUACCUCCCACCCUCCAGUCCCGAGGAUCUGAUACCACCAGGCCUCUUCAAAGGAACCUAUGGGAGUCAUGGCCUGGAGAUUGUUAUGUUGAGUUUUCAUGGAACCCACAUUAAAGUGACAAAGAUUACUGGAGAUCCAAACGUUCCUGCUGGACAGCUGACUCUGCACAUCGACAUGAACCGUCGAGUUCACUUGCCUGACAUUGAGCACUUGCAAAACUUUGACAAACUUUCUCGAAUCAUCCUGGAGAUUCACCAGCAGGUGCAGUGUGCCGACACUCAACACCGUGAGGAUGACUCACAGCCCGUGUGUAAUGGUGUGCCAGAGCUGAAGGAGCAGGGUGCAAAUGCUGCGGGGAUGAAUAGACACACUGAGGCAGAGGGAGCGACUGCAGGGGAGCCUGCUGUAGAAGGGCAGCCCUUUGUGCUUCCUCUGGGAGUAAUGGCUCGAAAUGAGGUUUAUCCAAGGACUUGUCAUGCCUGCUUCUAUGGCACUGGGCUGAUUGCAGGGCACGGCUUCACCAGUCCUGAGAGGACGCCUGGUCUCUUUGUUCUCUUCAAUGACCAGUGUUUUGGUUUCAUCUGGCUUGACCUGAAAUCCUUCAGCCUGUACAGUCGAAUUGAAGACACACUGAAAAAUGCGCAAGCCCCUCACAGAGAAGCUUUCGAACUGAUGCUGAAGAACAUGCAGUCAUGGACGUCCUGAAUCACGUCCGCCCUGAAGGAAUGGAGCGCUCACAACCAUAGGUCUGCAGUUCCUCCUCAUGCCCAAUGAAGCAGGCCUGCCACUGUCCGCCCCCAAGGAAUGGAGCGCUCACAACCAUAGGUCUGCAGUUCCUCCUCAUGCCCAAUGAAGCAGGCCUGUCACUGUCCGCCCCCAAGGAAUGGAGCGCUCACAACCAUAGGUCUGCAGUUCCUCCUCAUGCCCAAUGAAGCAGGCCUGUCACUGUCCGCCCCCAAGGAAUGGAGCGCUCAGAGCUGCAGGGCUGCAGUUUCUCCUCACACCCACUGAAGCAUGCAUGCUGGGAAAGAAGGACCAGAACCAUGUAAUGGCUCCUGCUCACCUUGGCCCCUCUCCCUCUCACCUGAGCUACUACCUUAAGUAAUCUUGUUGCAAUGGUUUCGUAAUAGUUUCUUUUCAAUGCACUUGUGUGGUCAGAGCAGAGAAUGGAGCCUAAAGAGGAGUAUUGAAAGCCUCCCGGCAUUCUGUGGAAGGUAACAAAGAAUGAUGAUUGGAAGAAGCUUUAACUUUACGCACUAAUGUUUGACUGUACCCUAUCUUUAAGGGAGUUUGUUUAAUUCUGUUGAAAAUCAUUGCACACGUUUAGUUUUGUUGUUUAGAAUGGAGUAGAAAGAGGAAAAAAGUGAUAGUAAUUCAAAUCACAGAAAGCAAACCUUAUCUGGACUGAAUGUAUAAUAAACCUUUUCACCUUCAAACUCUACACCAGCCAGCUGAGGCAGUCAGACAAUAUCAGGAAAUAAAGUAUUAUUUAAAUUUGAGUUUAUAUGGUUAAGAUUGAAAGAUUUUAAUAUUUAUGUUAAGAAAAUUUAUAAAGAGAUUUUCAGUUUAUUGUUUUAUGUUUGAAAAAGAAUAAUUUAAGUUUUAUGAUCUUGAACUUGAUUAAAAGAAACUUUUGGAAA